UUGGAUAGAUAAAGUGAAAUUUGUCCUCUUUAUUUACGCCAAAAUCCGAACUUUUUUGAGAGAGACGCCAAUAACACUCUGUUCUCUCAAUAAGCCUAAAAAACAGAGCAAACAGAAGCUCACAAUAUGCAAGAUCCAUCAUCAAUAUAUUCACAGAUCAAUCCUCAGUUCCCAGAUCAACAAGUCCUGAAAUGCCCUAGAUGUGAUUCAAUCAACACGAAGUUUUGUUACUACAACAAUUACAAUCUUUCUCAGCCACGCCAUUUUUGUAAGAAUUGUAAAAGGUAUUGGACUAAAGGAGGUAUUUUGAGGAAUAUUCCAGUUGGUGGAAGCUCUCGUAAGAACACAAAACGAUCUUCUUCGAAUAGCUGUAAACGCUCCUCAACGAUGACGAUUUCAUCUUCAACUUCAUCAGAACAAAAUUCAAAAACAGAGCAUUUUGAUACCCCUGUUGUUCGGAACAGCCCGAUUGUUGACGCCAAUGGGCCUUUCGGCUCGCUACUAGCAUCAAACGGGCCGGAGAUAGGGAAUUUUUUAAAUGUUUUGAAUCCUAACGGGCCCGAUUCGGGCUCAGACGCUGCUGCCGCUCAAAGUGGGAAUAGUAAUAAUAAUCAUGAAUUUUUGGGUGAAGAUUCUAAUUGUUGGAAUGGUACUAAUGGUUGGGCUGAUCUUGCUAUUUACACCCCAGGUUCAACCUUUCAGUAAUUAAUUAAUUAAUUAAUUACAAUAGAUUAUUAGAACUUUGUAUUAGUACUACUAAUACUUAUGAAAAUGCACUUAUCUUUUUCUAAGCAUGAAUGUUGGAAGUGUUGUUUGCGGAUUGUAUACUAUUACUAGUAGUUUUCGUAUCAGCUUGUCGUGCAUCUCAGUUUUUUAUUAAUACAUGUACUGAGUGACUCAGUUCAUGUUUACGAAAACUUAAUAUUUUUACUUUGCAUCAAACUAGUUUUGUUUGGGUAAUGCUUAGUGUACGUACAUAAUUGUGUGUGAUUUGAGAUUUCAUGUAUGUUAUUCCAAGGGAAAUGAUAAAUUAUGAAAUUUAUUACUUUUGUUUUUUA
This is a messenger RNA of Solanum lycopersicum (tomato), 1058 nucleotides long. Its product is annotated as dof zinc finger protein DOF3.1. The record is from RefSeq and is a predicted model, not a curated record. Gene Ontology annotation, biological process: regulation of DNA-templated transcription. Gene Ontology annotation, molecular function: DNA-binding transcription factor activity; DNA binding. Lineage: Eukaryota; Viridiplantae; Streptophyta; Magnoliopsida; Solanales; Solanaceae.